UCCGGGGCCUGGACGGGUGCUUGGAGGGGUCAGCCCUAGCCACGCAGCCCGGCGAAUGGCUAUGUGGGUCCUUGGGGGCUGUCUGGGCCUGCGCGGGCGCCUUGGCGCCUGCAGGCUGCUGUGGCGGGGUUUCCAGAACCGCGGCCCUCCGGGCAGGGAAGACGGGGACCGGCUACAGUCUUCCUCGAAGACACCCAAGAACCCCAAGAUUUACACCAAAACAGGAGACAAAGGGUUUUCCAGCACCUUCACGGGAGAAAGGAGACCUAAAGAUGACCAAGUAUUUGAAGCAUUGGGAACCACAGAUGAAUUAAGUUCAGCUAUUGGGAAGCUGCUUUCUCCUUCCCUCCAUCCACGGUUUCCUCACUUUUCAGGUGAGCACGUGUGCCAUCAGGAUGAAGGCAGUGAAGGCAAAGUGCGAGCGCUGAGCUCCUGCAGUCUGCAUUGCAUCAGGUUUGCUGUGGAAUUAAUCACAGAAAAAGGCCACACAUUUGCCGAAGAGCUUCAGAAAAUCCAGUGCACGCUGCAAGACAUUGGCUCUGCCCUGGCCACUCCACACUCCUCUGCCAGAGAGGCACACUUAAAACACACGGCCUUCGAGGCAAGCCCCAUCCUAGAACUGGAGCAGUGGAUUGACAAGUACGCCAGUCAGCUCCCCCCACUCACGGCUUUCAUUCUUCCCUCUGGAGGCAAGAGCAGCUCAGUACUACACUUCUGUCGGGCUGUGUGCCGCCGAGCCGAACGAUGUGUGGUACCUCUUGUCCAGAUAGGAGAGACUGAUGCAAAUGUGGCCAAGUUCUUAAACAGACUCAGUGAUUACCUCUUCACCAUAGCCAGAUACGCAGCCAUGAAAGAGGGCAACCAAGAAAAAAUAUACAAGAAACGUGACCCAUCGCACCCAACCUGAGGCACUUUGAAAGAUGGUACCCCCCCAGGUGACCACAGUGAACUGUGUCCUUGCCAUCUUACCAGACCCUGGUUCCAGAAGAGCUCAUCCCAAGGGACUGGAAACAAGCCUCAGCACAAACUCAUACCCUUGCCACUUCCCCAGAGGGACCUCUGAGACGCUUGCCUCUUCUCCAGACUGUCCUCAGAGCAAGUGGGACUGAAUUCAGAAUUGCAGAAAAGAAAAGUAAUUAAAGGCUACAAAAAAG
This is a messenger RNA of Nannospalax galili (Upper Galilee mountains blind mole rat), 1154 nucleotides long. RefSeq names its product metabolism of cobalamin associated B (gene Mmab). The transcript has 10 exons. The record is from RefSeq and is a predicted model, not a curated record. Gene Ontology annotation, molecular function: corrinoid adenosyltransferase activity. NCBI's taxonomy places the organism in Eukaryota, Metazoa, Chordata, Mammalia, Rodentia, Spalacidae. The coding region runs from base 56 to 907 and encodes 283 amino acids.